AUGCAUUCUCUCUCUCUCUCUCCAUUGCUUGCAUUGGCAUAUCAAUGGAAGGCCAACUCUCCUCUCCUCCUCCCUCUGUCAUCGUCUCGGACCGCGCAGAGGUGGACACCAGUCGCCCCUUCCGCUCCGUCAAGGAGGCCGUCGCCGUCUUCGGCGACCGCUUCCUCGCCGGCAACGGUCGUUCGCAGAAGAACACUUGGUCGAGGCCAGUGAUCUCCGUGCCACCCCCGAAGCAACCCAGUUCGGCGUCUUCCUCGCCUCCCUCGUACUCCUCUUCAGCUUCUCACUUUAUCCAGGAGAAGGAGGAGGAGCUCGUCAUCCUAAGCUCGCUGCGGAAGCUGGAGGCGGAACUGAAGGAAGCCAAGCGAGAGCUGGUGCUGCUGAAAGGGAGGGAGUCGGAGACGGAGAUCGCGGUCGCGUCGCUGAGCGCGCAGCUCAGCGAGAGCAUGUCCAAGCUGGCAGAGAUGGAGGCGGUCAUGGAAGACGAGGCGCAGCCGUGCAGGGUGCGCAGCGAGCGGUGGCAGGAGGAGAGGAUGGAGGACUUCAAAGCCAGCUUGGAGUACCUGCCAACUCUGGCUCAAGCUUUCGGCCUUGCAGGGCUGGAAGAAGGCUUCGGUGGACGAAGGAAGAGAGAGGUGCCAAAGAAGAAGCCCAUCAUUCCUCUGAUACCUGACAUCUUCUCCAAGAAGAAAGGAUGAUCGAUCCACGGACUUCUCUCAACAGUUCUAAGCUCAUCAUCUCCACGUACUUCUUUGCAUGCAUUUGCCUUGUUCUUCUGCUUGUGUGCUCAAUAUAUAUGAUCAUGAGAAGAGUGAUAUGUGGUGUACAAUAUAUCUAUCAUAUUAAUAUGAUCAAUUAU
Molecule: messenger RNA, 859 nt
Organism: Musa acuminata AAA Group (dessert banana)
Lineage: Eukaryota; Viridiplantae; Streptophyta; Magnoliopsida; Zingiberales; Musaceae
Product: WEB family protein At1g75720-like
Exons: 1
Coding region: 45-698 (217 amino acids)
Biological process (GO): chloroplast accumulation movement; chloroplast avoidance movement
Cellular component (GO): cytosol
Source: RefSeq, a predicted model, not a curated record